Molecule: messenger RNA, 963 nt
Organism: Schistosoma margrebowiei
Lineage: Eukaryota; Metazoa; Platyhelminthes; Trematoda; Strigeidida; Schistosomatidae
Source: the annotation of a GenBank genome assembly
CCUGGCUUGAAAUGGAGUUGGCUUCCCAGCCUUCUUUCCUGCGCGUCAUUUUGCUCUGUCCUAUUACAUUCACUUUACACACAAAAUAUGUGUAUUCAAAGGCCAUUCUCGUUAUUUGACUUAUUUAAUUCCGUUACUAGAUAAUGUGAUUUAAUUCGACGAUUAUAUACGAGAAUAGGCGAUAGCAAACAUUCAUACAAUUUAAAAUAGAGUCAGAUUACGGGCCACCAAAUUCUCAAGUUACAUUGUAUGUAACUGAUUAAGUUAUUUGGCUAAUUAAACGGACACUUCUUAUCUUUAACAAAAUAUUACAAAUUUCGCUAACAUCAUGUUUCAAAUUACUUAGUUUAUACAAUAUAAUAUGCACUAAAACUUGAAAACCAACCGUAAUUUCAAAUUCUGACAUAUUUUUGUUAAAUUAAAAAUUAAAUAUUAUUGACACCCAAUCAUUUGAUCGGUAACAAUUUAGUAUAAAAUUAUAAAAUGACGAUGUUAGUCUAUCAUGAUGAUGAACGCCUAACUAAAAAACUAUUCCUUCAUAUAUAUAAUUCUGAUAGGGAUAUAAUUUUCGGUAAGUGAAUGUAAUGUGCACUUCUAAUCAAUAGUUCAUUGAUGUUGUCAUGAAAAAGUGCAAAAUAUUACAUGUACUGGAAAUUCUUAUUUUUGUUAAAUGAAAUUAGUUUUGGAUAUAUUUUGGUCUGUCGAAAAAUGAUAAAAAACAAUAAAAGCUAUCAUGGAUAUGGUGGUUAUUGCCAUGACUGUCUACUCAUCUGUCGUGUUUUUACAAAUGAUAUGAAACGACCGAGAUCAUUUCAACCUAGAAAACGCGGUCCAAAACGUCCAGAUGAAGCAUUAAGAGAAAAACUUCGCAGAAAUUCAAUACCUAGAGGUAUCUAUGAUAAUCCGUAUAACCCUGGUUUGUGGCGUCGUACGACAGCAAUAACUGCACCAUACACUAGUUAA